AUGGCGAGAAACCGAUACCAUGACUACUCAUACUGGGAAUACUUUACCGAGUACCUGUCGGAUUUCCCCUUCCACCUAUGCCUCUUCCUCCUCGUGCUCUUCCUCGUGGCGUGCCUCUCGUGGUACAUCAACUAUGAGUACAUGUACGAGGACGUUACCAGCCAAGUGAAGUUCUUCCUCAUGCUGAGCCCUCUCUUCCUGCUGCUCAUCCUGCACUUCCUAUCAUCCGACAACCGGAGGCGGGUCCCACUGUUCGUGCCCCUCCUUGCAGAUGAGAAGGAGUCGAUCCACAGGGCAGGCGGUUCUCCUUUUGGGGUCGCUCUGGUGCUUGUGAUCAUCCUGUUCUUGGUUUCUCAUCAGUCCUCCUUCCAUCAGAGUUGGUUCCCUCUAGUCACCAGACGAUGA
Punica granatum (pomegranate) is the source of this 405-nucleotide messenger RNA. Lineage: Eukaryota; Viridiplantae; Streptophyta; Magnoliopsida; Myrtales; Lythraceae. The record is from RefSeq and is a predicted model, not a curated record.